This is a messenger RNA of Numida meleagris (helmeted guineafowl), 4828 nucleotides long. It is a transcript of the gene SNX30, whose product is annotated as sorting nexin family member 30. The coding region runs from base 108 to 1424 and encodes 438 amino acids. The record is from RefSeq and is a predicted model, not a curated record. The transcript is spliced from 9 exons. Gene Ontology annotation, cellular component: cytoplasm. Gene Ontology annotation, molecular function: protein binding; phosphatidylinositol binding. NCBI's taxonomy places the organism in Eukaryota, Metazoa, Chordata, Aves, Galliformes, Numididae.
CGCUCCUCCUCCGCCGCCGCCUCGUAGUGCGGUGGCGGCGGGCAGGCUCCGGCAGCGGCCCCGCAGCUCCCCGUCGAGGCCUGCGGUUGCCGGCCGGCCCCGGCGCGAUGUCGGGCGGCGCGGCGGGCAUUCCCAAGCCUCUUCCAUCUUCCGGGCCCAAAUCGCUGCGGGAGAUGCCGCAUCCCCUGGCCACCUCCAGCAGCGAGGAGAUGGGGCCGGCGCUCACCCCUAGCCCCGACCUGCUGCUGCCCCGCAGCAUCGCCGACAAGGAUCUCAGUCUACCCAAUGGCACACCUGUUGAUACUUCUAGCCCAGCCUCCUCCUCAUCUCUUCUCAACAGACUGCAGCUGGAUGAUGACUUGGAUGGGGAAACAAAAGACUUGUUUGUUACUGUUGAUGAUCCCAAAAAACACGUAUGCACGAUGGAGACUUACAUCACGUAUAGAGUUACAACAAAGACCACCCGAGCUGAGUUUGAUUUGCCCGAGUAUUCUGUUCGCCGGCGGUACCAAGACUUUGAUUGGUUGAGAAUCAAGCUGGAAGAGUCUCAGCCAACGCAUCUAAUUCCCCCACUUCCUGAGAAAUUUGUGGUGAAGAGUGUUGUUGAUCGCUUUUCUGAAGACUUUGUGGAGACCAGGAGGAAAGCAUUAGACAAAUUCUUGAAGAGAAUAACGGAUCAUCCAGUGCUUUCUUUUAACGAGCAUUUCAAUGUAUUUCUCACAGCCAAGGAUCUUAAUGCAUACAAAAAGCAAGGGAUGGUGUUGCUGUCAAAGAUGGGGGAGUCAGUCAAGUAUGUCACAGGAGGUUACAAAUUAAGAAGUCGUCCCCUGGAGUUUGCAGCCAUUGGAGAGUAUCUAGACACAUUCUCUCUAAAACUUGGUACCAUUGACAGAAUAGCACAACGGAUUAUCAAGGAACAGCUGGAAUACUUGGUGGAAUUACGAGAAUAUGGACCUAUUUAUUCGACCUGGGGCGGGCUGGAGGUUGAGCUAUCAGAGCCACUGGAAGGCGUGUCUGCAUGCAUUGGGAACUGCUGCACAGCUCUUGAAGAACUCGGUGAAGAUAUGACAGAUGACUUCCUGCCAGUGCUUAGGGAAUAUAUACUGUACUCAGAGUCAAUGAAGAAUGUGUUGAAGAAGAGAGACCAAGUUCAAGCAGAGUAUGAAGCAAAACUGGAAGCAGUAGCCUUGAAAAAAGAAGACCGUCCAAAGGUACCCACAGAGGUUGAGAAAUGUCAAGACCGAGUAGAAUGUUUUAAUGCUGAUCUGAAAGCAGAUAUGGAGAGAUGGCAGAACAGCAAGCGACAAGACUUUAGGCAGCUACUCAUGGGAAUGGCAGAUAAAAACAUCCAGUACUACGAGAAGUGCCUUACAGCAUGGGAGUCAAUUAUACCACUAUUGCAAGACAAGCCAGAGACCAAAUAAGAAGAACCUUCAUGGACAGUCUAGCACUUCUGUGCUCAGUACCACUAGACAUACUGGAACUCUAUGAAGGUCUCUUUUUUUUUUUUGUCAACUGAGAUGCCAGCUGUGUUCAGGCUGGAACAGACCCUCUGAAAACUAUUUGAAUUUUUUCCUCAUUUUCUGUUUAAACUGGGGUAUGUUUCAUCUUUUUGAGUUAUCUUGAAUGGUUCCUUCUCUAUCCAAUGGAGUGACAUGGGGCUUAUAGUGAAAGUGCAUGGGGAUCUUGAUAAAACUUACCUCUUUAGCCUGGAAGGAACUGAUGAGUAGAACACUAAAAAGAUGAAAACAAAACUCUACUGCAAGGUGCCAAAACGACAUCUUUAUUACUAUUCUGUUUGCUAAAAAUAUAAUUAUUUCUUAACCAACCCUUUUUUUUAAUGGAGAGGGGAAGACUGGAAGUGAAUAUCUUCUGUUUUGCUACCACCUGUAUGCUCCCACUGGCUAAAAUGCCUUCUGGAGAGUUUCCUGUGUAGGAGUUGGGCUGGUCCUAGGCAGAGCAUACUGACACUACCUACAUAUAGCCUGUGAUACGAGCAUGAACUGUGUUUUUUGUGAGUGUAGCAUGCUGUUGAUUCAUACUAAAUAUCUUUGUUUACCUUGGUGAUUAUGAAGUAAUGUCAGUUGGCUGAAGUGUACUUGUGGCUGAGUUGGGGAUCAAAAUCAUCCUGGGUGUCCACGGGGAAUGGUGGAGGCAAGUGUGAGUUUUUGGUGUAUUUUUUCUAAAGCUCGCUCUGAAAUGUGCAUGGUAGAACUCUUGAUCUGUGCUUUGUUUUUUUUUUUCCUGAUCUAGAGCCUCUUCAGUAAUCAUCACUUAAGGUGCCUGCUGUGGUAAAGGUAGAACACACUCCCUAUUUUUGUUAGUUUUGCAGUUGCAACUUAAAAGCCAAGAAGUGUCAAAUGCUUGCCCACACCAAGCAUCACUGUGUAUGUGAAACUUGCCUUAAACAAGUCAGUGAGGCAUAAUAGGUACGGUGUCCAUGCCUAUCUCUGCUGAACCUCAUGGCAAGCAUUUUAAGACCUCUUCUGGUACAGAUCUAUUUUCUAGUAGUUUGUUUUGGCCUUUAGCAGUGUAGCUGCUUCUUCAAGUCCCUACUCUUUUCUCCUGCAGUCCACCCUCAAGAAAAUGCCUGCUUGGUGUUGGUAGCCUUAGUACAAGGAAUGCUGCCACGAUGGGUCUCAGAGUCUUGGUUUAACAGCAUGCAGAUAAACCCUCUUUAUCCAUUCAAAAUAUGGGGUCUUGGGGUUAAUAUCAGCGAAAUACUGGAAUUUGGGAAAAAAAAAAGCAUUGAGUGCUUACUGCUAAGCUUGAGUGAUUACUUGGUCUCUGGCAACAUUCGUGUGAAGAAUCUGAAGGGUACUGGGGUUUGUACAACUUGUGUUCUCCUGUCAGGUACCAAUCUGAUCUGAACUUCAUAAACACCAAAUAUUAUCCAACCCUCACCCCUGCAGUGGCUAUAGUAGCUCUAUAGCAACUGUCAAGAUGAGUUAUCAUUGCAGUGUGGUAGCUGUCAAGCUAAUGAGAUUAUACUCUCCAGAUGCAACAGUCAAGUUUUUAAGACAUUUUAAGUCGUUUAAAAGAGGUUUUCCUCUUUUGAGUCAACUUCCAUUGAUAGUUUUGUGGUACUAAACAAGCUGCUUUCUGGUUUAAGCUCACAGUUUUAUCAACAUACACUUUGGUGGUGUGACAUCUUGAGGUUGUUGUUGGGUUUGGAAUAACUAACAAUGCCUAGUGUGCAAAGGGAGUACUUGAAGAGACAGUCUUGAAGCAGUAACCUAGUGUCUUCCUUAGUCUUUUCCUUCUAAAAUAAGCACCUCUAAAUGCAUAAUACUUCGUACGGUUUGACCUUCAGGGUUACAGUCAAUUCCUGUCUUCUCUGUUUCCCACAAACAGAUUAUCAUGCUUUUUUGAGCUGGUGCCUGCGUGGUAAAUGAAGAUUGUCACUUGACUCUGAAACAUCACUGGGAGUCAAGCAAAGCAAAAUUGGAAAUAUUUAGACAUUGUUUCUUCCACCUCAUCAAAAACUGUGCGGGAUGAGUGGAAAGGAUGUUGUUUUGCUGUGUAAGUUCUGUCUGAUACCUUGUAACGCUGGCAUUCUGUUCCCAUUCAGAAUUACGCCAAACUGAGGUGGGGUUUAGCAGAGAACAUCGCGGCCAUUCAUAAGAAGUGCAAGAGGCAAUGGGAGUUCCAAGUGAAGUUUGAGUAACUUACUGCUGGAGUAGUUCAAGAUCAGCUUAAACUUUCAUUAACCUGAUGCAACUGUUUGUGCAUCCUGGUUUCUAAACAGCUAUGUAGUCAAAGCAUAUUUUGAUUUCAGAUAAAUCCCAUUCAGAUUGAGCUGUUGAAAGGCGGGUCUGCAUUUCCUGUAUGGAGUAUGUGGCUCUGUAGCACCUACAAGCUAAUUUGGAGGAAAGGUGGUAACUUCAGGCUGUGGUCCUGGAUUUCUGUGGUACCAGGAUUUUGUAUGAUCUGGAAAAUGAAAAGCUCUGACCCUGCAGGGGAAGUGAAACUUAACAUUCAGAAGAAAACUUCCUCUGUAAGAGUUGCUGCAGCAUAAGAAGGGUGUGUAGUAGUGGACGUCUUAGCUCCUGUUGACUACUACGGAGGCUCUGUGAAAUAAAGAGCUGUUAUUGUAAACCACUGGGUAGCUGUAGGAGAGGCUGUGAGGUUUGGGGAAGCAGUGCAACCCGGGAGAACUCCAAAAUAGUGGGAAACUCCUUAAAGAUGUAGUUACUUCAUUAACUGCUAUUAGUGAGAGGUUGAGAUGUGAACUGUUAGUAAAACUGGCAUGGGCUGUAAUCCUCAUCAUGGAUAUCUCUCUUAGAAGGACCCAAACCCAAAUAGUGGGAAAAGUGAGAUGCUGGGGAAGGGAAGCUGGAGUAGGGCAGGAGCUUUGUCUUUGAGUAACUUCUUGAGUGUUCAGUCACUUAUGGUCACCUUCUGUGCUUGCACUGAAAUGGUGUCAACAGUGGCUGCACCCUUCCAGUGAACCCACGUAAGAUGUGAAUCCUUCUCAACAGCCCUUAGAUUGGCCUAGCUUCCUUCGUAAUCUGCAGCCAGAUCAAGAGCUGUCUAAGAGGAUGUAAAAUUCACUGCUGUCCUGAUUACUUCUGCAUAACCUCUAGAAUGUUUGUUUCUUCUCACAACUGGCACCAGCACAAUGAAGCAAGCACUGAGAUAUCGUUUUUUGUACUCAGUAAGGAGCCAUGCAUUGUUCAUACAUGUUUUUAUCAGGUACUGACUCCUGCAAUAAACAAUUGUUGAAACAUCUCAUGGCUUUUUCAAGUAUCCAUUGAAAAACAAAAUGUUAAUAAGUGUUAGCUGUCCAGUCAUAAAUGUUAUUGAAGAAUAAACUGUGGAUUCUUCA